Messenger RNA from Punica granatum (pomegranate), 1897 nucleotides. Lineage: Eukaryota; Viridiplantae; Streptophyta; Magnoliopsida; Myrtales; Lythraceae. The record is from RefSeq and is a predicted model, not a curated record.
UUUCAACCGUUUCAGAGGUUUCUCCUCCUCUUCUUCUUCCUUCCUCUAUCCAACGUGACCCACAUCCGAUAAAUACAGCUCCAUCCCAAACCCACAGCCCAACCAACCAGUCCGAUCGUUAAAUAAAACCCCAACCCCGACUCUCCCCUUCUUCUUCCGAUAAACCUCCAAUUUCAUCCAUUUCUGCUGCAGAGAGACACAGGGGAAGAAGACAGACAAGAGAGACAGAGAAACAGGGGAGGUUCGAAUUUGAUGGUCGGAAAGGCCGGGAGAGGGGACGCGGAGGAGGAGGUGAAGGGAAUGCGACUGGGGAAGUACGAGGUCGGGAGGACUCUCGGCGAAGGCAACUUCGGGAAGGUCAAGUACGCCCGGGACGUCGAGUCCGGCAAAGGCUUCGCCGUCAAGAUCAUCGAGAAGAACCGCAUCAUCAACCUCAAGAUCACCUAUCAGAUUAAGAGAGAGAUCGGGACACUGAAGCUUCUGAAGCACCCAAACGUUGUCAGACUCCACGAGGUCUUGGCAAGCAAAACAAAGAUUUACAUGGUCCUGGAAUACGUAACUGGGGGAGAGCUCUUCGACAAAAUCGCGAACAAAGGGAAGCUGUCCGAGUCCGAAGGCAGGAGGCUCUUCCAGCAGCUGAUAGACGGUGUCAGCUACUGCCACAACAAAGGUGUCUAUCACCGAGAUCUCAAGCUUGAAAACGUGCUAGUCGAUUCAAGAGGAAACAUCAAAAUUACGGACUUUGGCUUAAGUGCGUUGCCCCAGCAUUAUAGGGAAGAUGGGUUACUACACACGACAUGCGGGAGUCCAAACUAUGUUGCCCCCGAGGUCCUAUCUAACAGAGGAUACGAUGGAGCAACCUCAGAUGUUUGGUCUUGUGGAGUCAUCCUUUACGUGAUCUUAAUGGGCUAUCUUCCUUUUGAUGAUAGAAAUCUCGCUGUUCUCUAUCAGAAGAUAUUCAAGGGAGAUUGUCAAAUACCGAAGUGGCUCUCCCCGGGUGCAAAGAAUUUGAUCAAGCGGAUUCUCGACCCUAAUCCAGUGACGAGAAUAACAAUGGAUGGAAUCAAAGCCGACGAUUGGUUUCGGAAGGACUAUGAACCCGCCAUUCCCGAGGAUGAGGAGGAAUUCACAAGUAUCGACGAGCAAGUCUUCUCAUUGAAAGAAGUGUCGUAUGAAGGGGAUAAAAGCCCAGGGUCGCCGAACCUAAUCAAUGCCUUUGAGCUGAUUGGAAUGUCCUCUUGUUUAGAUCUUUCCGGAUUCUUCGAGAAAGAGGAUAUCUCGGAACGGAAAAUCAGGUUUACAUCCAAUCAUUCCGCGAAAGAUUUGCUCGAGAAGAUUGAGCACAUGGUCACAGAGAUGGGAUUUCGAGUGCAGAAGAAAAACGGAAGGUUGAAAGUAAUGCAAGAGCGCAAGGGCCACCAGAGUCCUGGUUGUCUUUCUGUUUCUGCAGAGGUCUUUGAGAUAAGCCCGUCAUUGUAUGUAGUCGAGCUGAGGAAGUCGUCCGGUGAUCCUUCGAUUUAUAGACAGUUGUGCAAGCGGUUAUCGAAUGAGCUCGGGGUUCCGCAGGCCACGCCAGGGCUCUUGGACUCUGAAUCUUGACAAGAAGAGAAACUAUGAAGAGGGAAUUGUUCUUAGUUAACUUUAUGUGAAUUACUUGGAUUUUAUUUAUUUUUUUUGAUGUGGUAGGCUGUGAAUAUUCAGGCAGAAGGGGAAGCAGAAGUAGGCAAGAACUGUAAAAAUUAGAGUUUCUGUUGAGAGGAAUCAGUUGAAAUUCUGAACAGAGCGAAGGAGAAAAUUACAUGUAAAUAUGGUGUUAAAAGAAAAUUAGCAAUCUGGUUAUGCAUUAUUAUGUUUGGGGAAAACAAGGAAAUAUAUAUGCUGCAAUGAGUUCUUGAUC